Molecule: messenger RNA, 1161 nt
Organism: Thelazia callipaeda (thelaziosis nematode)
Lineage: Eukaryota; Metazoa; Nematoda; Chromadorea; Rhabditida; Thelaziidae
Source: the annotation of a GenBank genome assembly
AUGGUCUGGUAUCAGCAGAGUUCAAUUCAGAGACGGUCUGUGACAUUGGAUGGAAAAAAAAGCAUGUCAAUAAAUAUGUCUUUUGUUCUGUACCAUGCAAGAAUGAAAAGUCGAGUACCAUUAAAAGGUAGUGAUAACCCUCCUGGUGCUUAUAUUUUUCUUCCUGAUGGUCCUGCUUCAACCUUUGAUAACCAUGCUUCGUUUAUAGUUGUUGAAGGUUCAGUAAUGCAAAAGGUAUUGGUAGCAAAAUAUGCGAACUUUAGUUUUGUUAAUGUGAUGAAACUGGAAAAGAUGUCACCAUCGAUAGAAAUUCAAAGCACAAUUCAUUUGCAAAAUGUUAAAAAUAUUGAAUUGGCGAUGCGAUUAGAGACUGGAAUCGAUAACGGCGAGGAAUUCUUCACUGAUCUCAAUGGAUAUCAGUUGGUGAAACGCUAUCGAUUCAAGCAGUUGCCAUUGCAAGCUCAUUUCUAUCCAAUGCCGACGUCUGCUAUUAUUGAAGAUGAGAGUUUUCGAAUGACAUUGAUUAGUGCUCAGCCGUUAGGAGUUGCGAAUCUUGCUAGUGGACAGUUGGAUGUUAUGUUGGAUCGACGUUUGAAUCAAGACGAUGGAAGAGGUCUUUUUAGUGGUGUAACUGAUAACAAGAAGACGAGUAAUAUUUUCCGACUUACUGUAGAAGGUAUCAAUCAAAAUGUGCUAUCAAAUACGGGCAAAAGCAAACGUGUCACCGCUUACCAUUCAGCACAAACCUACAGUCAGAUGUUAUCGUUAUUAUAUCCAAUUGUGAUAAUAUUGACGAACUACACUGAAGGUCAUAUCGACAGUUUAAAUGUGAUAAGUUACAAAUUGCCUUGUGAUAUUCAUCUUGUUACUCUACGUACCUUAGCCGCACCAACAGUUUAUGGUAGAAUUUCGGAUCGUAUUCAUAGUCCUGAAAAUUCAUAUGCUCUUGUUUUGCAUCGAUUUGGCAUGGACUGUCGUUUCAAUAAAGCAUCGUUGGAAACAUGUAUUAGUAGCUUGAAUAUCAAACGUUUAUUUACAAAAACACCUUCGAACGUAACGGAAACAUCGUUGACGAUGUUAUACGAAAAUCUGGGUAACGUGAGUGACGUGAACUUGGAAACUAUGGAAGUGAAAACAUUUAGGCUGGAUUAUGUAUUAUAA